This is a messenger RNA of Galleria mellonella (greater wax moth), 4978 nucleotides long. RefSeq lists its product as uncharacterized. The coding region runs from base 370 to 1629 and encodes 419 amino acids. NCBI's taxonomy places the organism in Eukaryota, Metazoa, Arthropoda, Insecta, Lepidoptera, Pyralidae. Gene Ontology annotation, biological process: signal transduction. Gene Ontology annotation, cellular component: cytoplasm. The record is from RefSeq and is a predicted model, not a curated record. The transcript is spliced from 10 exons.
GGCGGACGGUCAACGGAUUCGUAGACCUGUCUCAGCCGAAAUACCUCAGUUCGUGACUUUUUCCCGGACCGCGCGUGACUCCCGCGCGGCCGUAACUCUCGCGCAAUUUCAAAAACCAUUCCACAAUCCAUAAUACGGUGCAAUAAAGCUGUAAAUGCAUUUAUGGCAUUAUUUAUUGUGACGCCACAAUGCGUUCAAAAUAGAAUGUGUGCUGAUUGAAGUUUAUUCUUUGUUAUAAUUGGAUUUCGAGAUAAUGGAAAGGAAAAGCUUUUCAGAAAUAGCCGUUUCUAAGGCAGUUUUUCAUACGUGAAGUACAUUGUAAACUCUGUGGAAUUCUGAGUGGGACUGUCGGGGCUGGUCUGCUCAAGCAUGUUCCGACCGACUCUAUUCCGCGGCCUGAGCGACGACUCAGCUGAUGUAACCAACUAUGAAAUUGCCAGAAGCCGCCGCGCGUCGCUCUCGGCUGAGCAGCGACGCAAACUGAGCAUGCUCAGGACGUCCAGCAUCCCAGCGCCGUUGACACCGGUGAGCCACAUUUACCAUUUGGUACCCUGCCCGAGAAAAUGCUGUUAUCAGAAGUAUGUUGUCAGCACGGAUCGGAGUGGAGACAUACAUGUUCAUGUACAGGGAGUUCUUCCACGACCUGUCCAGGGUGACCUGAGCCAGCAAGAUAAGCGAUGUGUGUUCCUGACAGUCCAUGACCUAGGCACUAACCACACGUCGAUGGUGGACUUCGUGACGUGCCCGGCCAUGAGCGAGAUUAAGGAGCGCUCGUGCUUCAUCCACGUGGACGUGCCCGGCCACGAGGAGAACUCCCCGGACUUGCCUGACUCCUACCAGUUUCCAUCCUUGCAAACAUUAGGGGAAGAUCUUAUCACUGUUCUGGACUUCCUUCAUGUGAGAUACGCUGUGGGCCUCGGCGAAGGUGCUGGCGCCAACGUGCUCGCCCGCUGUGGACUGGCUCAUCCGCGUAGACUUCUCGGCCUCAUUCUGGUCAACUGCACCGCGUCCACAUCCUCGGUGGCAGACGCCUUCCGCACCAGAUUCUCCCGUUGGAAGGGCGCGGAUAUUUCGCAAUCCGAAGAAGAUUUCUUGAUCUACCACAAGUUCGGUCAUGUGAGUUUUCUACCAGAGCAUCUUGAUUACGGCUACCAGCAAAUCUCGAGUGAUGCAUUCGAGGCCGGCGAGCGGGACCGCAUGCUCACCGAGUACAGAUCUCGUCUCCGGGGAAACCUGAACACCCACAAUAUCAAGCAGUACGUGAAGGCGUUCAUCAACCGUAAAGACCUCCAGCUGAAGGGUUGUCAACCGGACAUCCUUCUCAUCACGGGAAUGCUCAGCCCUUACUCCGGGGUCGUAGAGAAGAUGUACAAAGAGCUGGACAGAGAUAAAGUCACCAUAUUGAAAGUAGACCGUGCCGGCGACGUACUAGCUGAAGCUCCUGCCAAGGUCGCACAGUCCUUACUGUUGUUCUGCCAAGGACAAGGACAGUUGACGUCACUACCGCCCCCGGGAAUCGAACGGCGCAUGUCCCGCGCUAUGUCUAUGGAGGAGUAUGACAAACCGAACAUAAGGCGGCUGUCUCUCACGCCUAGUGUGUCGGAGUCUCCUCCACCAAGGAAAUUGUAGAACAGGUUCGCGUCCUGCUUACCUGAGUAAGUUUGCUAUUAUAGUUUUAGGAACUUAUAUGUUCUAGGGAUGAACAAUUUGCUAAAAUGUCGAUAUUGGUAUCGAAAUUAAAUACAUUGUCGAUAUUAUUUGAUAUAUUAUCGAUAAUCCGAUAUUGUCGUAAGAUAUUUUUCAAUAUUGUUUUUAAUACUAAACAAUUUGCAUGUAAUAAGUUUUACUAAAUAGAAGGGGCAGAAUGCUGGACCAUCUUAUACGACAUGACGAUUUUUUAAAAAAACAUUGUAGAAGGAAAAAUAGAGGGCAAAAGAUGAAGGGAUAAACCGAGGAAUAACUACAUGGAACAGAUAAAAGAAACACUAAAUGUCAUAUCGUAUAAAGAGGUCAAGAAUAUGGCCUGGGAUAGAACUGGCUGGAAGAAGAUGCAUGAGUUAGUUGCAUCGACAAGAGGAAAUUCUUAAAUGAAAAGAGAGAAGCGUCGCUGAUUACACAUAAAAAUGACAGCUUACUAAUUAUUAUGUUACGAUUAAUAUGCCCUGGUCUGGGCUAUCGAUAUGUCAAUAUUUUUCUUAAUAUACCGAUAUUGUGGUAUUUUCAAUAUAUUGGUAUCGAUACCAAAAUAUUAAUAUGUUGAUCCUUAAUAUCGAUAUUUCAAUAAAAAUCGUUCAUCUCUAUUAUUGUCUAUGUACACUUAGGAGGUAUUAUUCUUAACCUAUGUACCAAUGUACAGGAUGGGUCCAGCCAUGACAUCAUAUCCUACUUAAUGCUUCAAUGGAUACAUCCUAAUUUAAAUCAGCUAAAUUUAUUUUACUGUUACUCGUGAUUAUUUAUUAAUGUUAAUAUAAUUAUUUUGAUUUAUACAUAUAACAUUUUAUUAUUGUUAUCCUAUAUAGAUAUAUUUUGUACAUAAUUAUAGUUUUCUUUUUUAUAUUUUUUUAUUUAUUUCAUGCACAAGAUUGCUCUGUAAUAUAACAUAAAAAAAAUACUGAAAAGGUGCAAUAAAGUGUAUGAGUCAAGGUCAUGGUCACAUAGCUUGAUAAUCAUAUAUUAAUAAGGAACAUUACAUUUCAAAAUUUAUUAUUGAUAAGAAAAAAUAUUAUAAACCUUCCCAUUUGUGUAUGCAUGUGAAAGAACAAGACACCGAACGUUGCUGUCUCUUUUUAUCUUAAAAAUAAAAUUAUUUAUCUUGUACAUGUGGUAACGAUAACGUGCGCAUCGAGAGAUUCGUUUGCUAUUUGUUUAAGUGGACAUAAUUAUUUUGUAAUGGAAAAAUAUAAAAUAUAAAAAAUACAACAUUAGUCAGAAGGUAGAAUCAUUUAGAUAACUGCCUAAACCUUUUCUUCUCAUUAAAACUUUCUUGAGUACACUUUACAUUUUAAAGUAAUAACAACCAGAUUAACUUACGUGUAUUUUAGUCGACAAUACUCGACUAGUUUUGGGACCAUCCGGACCCUUAAUCAUAAGCGGCCUUAUAUAGAAAAUACACAUAAGUCAAUCCGGUUGUUCCUGUAUCAAUAUACAUAAAACCUAGUGAAAUUGAAAUGCAUUAAAAACAAUUACGGGCCCCUGUUUUUGGGGAGUUAUUUAGUUUAUUCAAUUUCACAUAUAUUUUUGUUGUUUAAAAUUGUUAUGACCUUUUUGGUUUUUGUCUUGUCGUUCAAUAACUUACUAUUUUAUUCAUAGAAACUAAAAUGUACUACAAACCUAUUUUAGCUAUUGAACUGCUUUGUCUCUUUCUAUUACUUUAUAUUCCCAAUUUGAAAGGUUUAUAAUUGACGUUCUUAUAAUUAAAAGAGAUAGUAUAUAUUUUACCAGAGAGAAACAUUGUACAAAAGUCGAUUGCUUGGGUACCUCUGUCCCAUUCGUGUUUCAACCGUGAAGCAGGUGUGUUUGCAUGGCUGUGUUUCGGUUUGAAGGGUGGGAUAUGGGGUGAAUUUACUGGGUACAGAGGAAUAACACCUGAGUCCUCAGGAAUGGCAACACAUGGCGGGUAUCAUGGGCGAAACAAUAUACUCUGUUAUGUCCGUGGUACUGCUCAUGUCUUUAAGCGACGGUUACCACUUUACAUCAGGUGGGCCGUCAGCUUACUUGCCAUUCUAAGAUGUAUAAAAAAAAUGUUAUUAUAUUCCCCGAGUCAUUCAAAUAGGAUUUAUUAAUAUUGGGAUAUGUGAUCAUCAUGGAAGUGUAACGUACGUCGUAUGUAUUUAAUAAAUAUACAUAGUGGUAUAAUCUAUACUUAUAAUAAAUCUGUAGAGAGGUCAGAAAAGAAAUUGUAAGUAAUAUAUUAUAUUAUGUAAUCAGAUCGACUUUUGCACGGUCCAUAUACCAUACAGCGGUUUACUGUCCACUGCUGAACAUACGCCUUCCCCAUAAGGGGGAUUUUAACAAUAUUUGCCGUGGUUAGCGGGCGGGUAUGCGGGCGGUUUUGGUGAUAUUUUAAGAGAGAUGCUGCUAUUCAUCCCUCGAGCGUUAAGUUCCCCUAGUCGUCUCUUACGAUACCCAAGUGAAAGGAAGGGAUGGUCCAUUCUAUGCCGGGACCACACGGCUAUGGAACGGUCCACGUAUAUAUCGUAAUAUUUUUCAAUGUUAUUAUUCUGACAAAUAACAGAUAAAAAUAUACGUGGAUCUAUCAGCUAAAGCCCCACUAAUGAGUUAUAAAAUGUAGCAAUAUUUUGCUGGAUUUGUAUUGUCAUAGUAUUUUUUAUGUAAUCCUAUACUUUUGCAUGUAAUUUUAAUGUACCAUAUACAUCUAGAUGGAGCAUGGGUGAAACAUCAAAAAUUCGAAUGGACUAGAGAAAUCACAUCAUAUUAAUUCAUUUGUACCGUUUUGGUACGGAACCCUAAACAUAGCCAACUAUUGACUGAUGCUUUAUUUUUUCUUACUAAGUAUUUAAAUGGCCAAUUAUUUAUCAAGGUACGCAAAUGACCAUUCAUGUGAUAGACAUCUGUUCUAAAUUUAAGUUAAACAUAAAAAAAUCUUGUUUUUCUGUUAACGGUUUUAAUCGGACUCCAUCUAGGUGUUAUUCGUCUAUGGAUAUCACGUAGAGUAGGUAAUUUUAAUGUGAAAGUAAAUAUUUACAUAAGUAAUUAUUUACUUGUAUAUAUUAAAUUAGAAAAUAAGAGUUUCCUCGAGAAUCAUAUCCUAGUUACGGAGUACAAAAUAAAAUAACAUAUUGGCGGACGAUGUGUUGACAAUUUUGUUCCCUAAUUUCAUUAAAUUAUACAUAAUUUGUAGAUAAGUAUUAGACAUAUAUUAUGCCAAUAAUUAUUGUUUAUUGUAAAAGAAAAAUAUUUCUGAUAAAUUAAGUUACAAGUAGUAAAUAAAUAAAUAAAUAAUAUUUUGUAAAACAAA